Molecule: messenger RNA, 1962 nt
Organism: Coffea eugenioides
Lineage: Eukaryota; Viridiplantae; Streptophyta; Magnoliopsida; Gentianales; Rubiaceae
Exons: 7
Coding region: 105-1712 (535 amino acids)
Source: RefSeq, a predicted model, not a curated record
CCGUCGGUAGAGUUCAAGCCUUCAGCCAGCAGAACGUGUAGAGAAGUUUGUGUGGAAGGUUGAAGAAAGAAGAGGAAACCAGAGGAAGGAAAAGGGGAAGAAUAAUGGGGCAAUCAUCAUCGACAGAACAAAUUUCAGGGGUUCAACGGGAGGCAGAAUCAUUGGCAGCAUCUACUGGGGCUCUUCCGACUCUUCAGAAAGCAUUUUCCCGUCUCUCUGAUCCCCAAACGGAACUUAUCCCUCUUGAUUCCCUCCAGAAAUGCUUUGGCCUCAUUAUUGAGGACCAAUCAUCAACAACUGAAGGAAGUAUAGUGCCAAAAGAAUUUCCGGUGCUCUUGAGUCACGUGGGUUCUGCCAUUGUGGACCAAUUCUUCUUGACUGAGAAAGGAGGGGUCAGUUGGGUUGAGUUUUUGAGAGGUUACGUGAAUUGCUGUGGAAGGACAGUUACUUCAGCUUCAUUUAAUAAUUUAUUCAAGGUGUUUGUUAUCGCACAUAACAAGGCUGGCCUUCCUGUGGGGCUGCAAUUUGAUCCAGCUGAAGAUGAUGGUAAAAUGAGUGGAUCCUUGUUGCCCACUGAUUUAGUUAUGCUUCUUUGGAUGUGUUGGAUUAUGUCAUGCGAUUCAAGGAAGUUGCAAUCUUCUACCAGCCCUGGGAGUAGUGGUCUUCCAGAUAUUCAUCACUUGGUGCUGUCAGCUGUUGAGUCAUGUGCAGAAUCAAGCAAUAAAUUUGAUCUAUGGAACUCAAGAAUUUCUGGUUUGGAUGUUCAACUUCUUGCUGCAAAAUUUCACAUGUGGGCAGUGAAGACAGUGCCAUAUCUUGCAGACUGCCUGGCGCAUUUUGUGUAUACAAGAUUGGGUUACUUUACAACCCAUGAGGGCAAAUCGGAGGAUUUGUGCUUCCCUGUGCAUGCCAAUUCUGCAGCAGAAGUUUGCAAUACCCACCUUCUUACAUGUGGAAGGGCUUGGGCUGUAUCACUGACCCUAAGUGGUACUCUAAAUGAAGAGAUUUUAAAAGCAUGCUUCCCAAGUGAAACAGAUGGGAUAUGCGAAAAUCUACUUUACAAGUCAUCUCUCCACGGGAAAGGUUUAAAUAGAUUCUGGUCACAUGUUGAGGGUUAUAAUGGGCCAGUGUUAGUGCUCAUUGCUGCUUGCAAGAAUGAUAACAAUGAAAGGAGGUCAAUUUUUGGUGCCCUCACACAUCAGGGUUUUGAAAAUAGGGAUGCAUUCUACGGAAGUUCUGGUAGCCUCUAUGCAAUAGAUCCUGUCUUUCGUGUUUACUUGUCUUCAGGGAGGGAAAAAAAUUUUGUGUACAGCCACUUGCAUCCAACUAUGAGGGCAUAUGACCCUCAUCCAAAGCCAGCUGGAAUGGCAUUUGGAGGAUCCAUUGGGAAUGAGAGAAUACUUAUGGAUGAGGAUUUUGUUAGAGUUACUUUUCGUCAUCAUGCUGUUGACAAAACUUAUCAACAUGGUCCCCUCAUCCCUGAUCAGGGGUUUUUACCACUUGAAGCUUCAGUUUUAGAGGUGGAGGUAUGGGGAUUAGGAGGAAGAACAGCAAAAGAAGUCCAAAAUUCAUACAAGAAGCGAGAAGAGCUUUUCACUGAGCAAAGACGGAAGGUUGACUUGAAGACGUUUGGAAACUGGGAGGACUCGCCUGAGAAGAUGAUGAUGGACAUGGUAUCUGAUCCCAAUAUAGUCCGACGGGAAGAUCGAUAGAAAAGCGGAUAGUUUAUGUUAAGCCAGACUAUUGAUGGCUAAGCGGAUCUUUUAUUUUAAGCCAGACUGUUAAAUGGCGACAGUAUCCCCUUGUUUUUCCUUUUCUUCCUUUUACCUUUUCACCAGGCUGUGAUUUUAGGGUUCAAUAGAAAACUACUUAGAUUCGGAUGUACAGAAAUUUGUGAAUAUAUGGAUUGUGGAGAAAUUUGACUUCGGCCCGAGGCAGGAAGUCUGUUUUACUGAUUGCUCA